Symbiodinium necroappetens is the source of this 1710-nucleotide messenger RNA. The record is from the annotation of a GenBank genome assembly. NCBI's taxonomy places the organism in Eukaryota, Dinophyceae, Suessiales, Symbiodiniaceae.
AUGCAGGGCAACAUCCAAUGGCUCCUCAAUGGUGGAUUUCGGGACAGUUCGCGCCCAUGCGAUGAUCUUCUUGUCACACCGGCAGAUGUGGUGAGUUCAGCGCUGGCACAUAUGCACUUUUGCAAGGACGAGACAGACGCCGCGGAAGAUGAGGAAGAUUUCCUGUGCGCGCGGCUGUCUCUUCUGCAGGAUUGUGGUAUUGGCCGGGGCUCCUUCUGCAUAUCUCCCACGGACAUCCUUCCUGACGACUUGGCGACGAUGCUGCUGGUCAUGUGCAUGACAGAUGCGGAGUUUGCCACGUACCGUCAACAAAGAGCAGGCGGCGCAGAUCCAGUGAUCGACCUCGGCGGCACGGAAGGCGAGGAGCUGCCAGAGACGCUGCUGGCAAAGCUCUACGGCUGCUUGUUGCGACUGGCACAGCUGCUUGAGCAGAAAUACGACACCUCUUUGGAGGAGGACCAGGGUAUGUUGCUUUCACUCGAAGAGAUAUUCUCAGAGCACCAAAGAAGGUACUCGGGGCAUCACUGCAAGUGGUUCUUCAUUACCAUGUUGCCGAAGCUGGGAAGUCGUAGCUCCUUUCCGUUGUUCCCCUCGAUCUUUGGUCCACCUCCGCCUCAUGUUUUAGAUCCACUGGAGGUCGGCAAGGCAAGCGGCUGUGGAGGUGGCAGGUUUCAGACAGAGGAGACGUCAGUCCCGGAAGGAGGGGACAUCUCAGUAGCGGACAUCAACGACGAUGACAUAGACUUUGAUGAAGAGAUCUCUUUUUUACCCGAUAGCCAGUCACAGAGAGGACGAUUGGUCCAAGCUGUCGACGAAGCCAUCUCUCGGAGCAGGUCCGCAGUUGCUGCCUGUGCUUCCAACCGGCGCAGCUUUGAGGAUGGCAGAUUCGACUUCAUUUCAAAAGGCUUUGAAGAGUUGGUCGGCUAUUCCCGCGCAGAGCUUCAGAGCAAGGUAGCCCUGGGCCAUAGUUCGGCAACUCUAUUUACACGACAGUCCGAGAAGGAGGGAGAGAUUGGACGAUACCAUCCACUGCCCGCACAACUUCCUUACGUUUGCCGCUCCGCUGAUCACCCGCUACUUCAACGCUGGGCGGGGGACGCCUUCGAGUACCAGUCCGUGGCUGUGGCAGGAAGGGGGAACAGCAGGCCCAGACAGUCGUCGGAAGCGGCAUCGAGUGGACAGCCACCCCAGCCAGAGGGGGAUGCUGCAAAUGCUCCACGGCCGCUGUCGGAGUUGACCCAGUUCCGGACAAGGCAGGGGAACUUAAUGCUGUUCGCGCCUCAGCCCAUGGACACUUGGAUCGGGAAAGAGGUUCUCGAAGACCAGAGUGCCGGGGGAUACAGAGAUGCUACCACAGGAAAACCACUCUCCAGGAAGCUCACUGCAUCUUAUAUGGCCUUCUGCAAACGACACACCAGACGAUGCCGUAUGGGGGACGUAGUGGACAAGUACCCCCGCUUGGUGGAUAAGUACCAGCCAAAGGUGUUCGCUGAAGCGCGCAUAUAUGUGGCCCGUUUUCCUGAAGAGGUGGGGGACCUGCUCAAACAGAUCAAGAAAGUCCGCAAGCAGAUCCGCAAAAUGCGGGGGAGACGACGACAGACAAGACAAACAACUCCCAGCAGCUCGGGGGAAGCCGCUGCACUGGAGACUGGUUCAGACGCUCAGGAACAGACCGUAGCAAGGCCCAGGGGGAAGAGCCAACAGAAAUGA